Molecule: messenger RNA, 1717 nt
Organism: Cololabis saira (Pacific saury)
Lineage: Eukaryota; Metazoa; Chordata; Actinopteri; Beloniformes; Belonidae
Gene: chrm4a
Product: cholinergic receptor, muscarinic 4a
Exons: 7
Coding region: 43-1653 (536 amino acids)
Biological process (GO): adenylate cyclase-activating adrenergic receptor signaling pathway
Cellular component (GO): plasma membrane
Molecular function (GO): G protein-coupled acetylcholine receptor activity
Source: RefSeq, a predicted model, not a curated record
CACAGUCCGCGGAAAAACUUCGGAUUCCCUAUUGCCACAAACAUGAGUGAUGACAGUAACGGAAUUGGGGGGUUCCAACCUCUCUGGAACUUCAGCGGGUCGCUGGUCAACCAGUCAGCUGACCUGUUCUCCAAUAGCUCAUGUAACGGAUCCACCACCAACUCAACGUCCUGCUCUCUUACUGACAGUGAGGUGUUGGCAGGAAAUCCAUACAAAGCCCUGGAAAUGUUUCUUAUUGCUUUGGUGACAGGAUCUCUUAGCUUUGUGACUGUUACAGGAAAUAUUUUAGUUAUGCUGUCUAUCAAAGUAAACCGCCACUUGCAGACUGUCAAUAACUAUUUCUUAUUUUCAUUGGCAUGUGCUGACUUGAUAAUAGGUGCUUUUAGCAUGAACUUGUACACGGUCUACAUCAUUGUUGGCUACUGGCCACUUGGGCCAGUGGUGUGUGACCUGUGGUUAGCGUUAGAUUACGUAGUCUCAAAUGCUUCUGUGAUGAAUUUAUUAAUCAUUAGCUUUGAUCGCUACUUCUGCGUAACAAAACCCCUCACAUAUCCAACCAGAAGGACAACUAAGAUGGCAGGAUUAAUGAUUGCAGCAGCGUGGAUCUUGUCAUUCAUCUUGUGGGCUCCCGCCAUCUUGUUCUGGCAGUUCAUUGUUGGACAGCGGACGGUACCACCGGGGGAAUGCUAUAUUCAGUUCCUAUCUAAUCCCGUGGUAACAUUCGGGACAGCGAUAGCGGCGUUCUAUCUCCCCGUCAUUAUCAUGACAGUCCUGUACAUCCACAUCUCGUUAGCCUCCAGGAGCAGGGUCUCUAAACAAAAACCCGAGAAGAAAGAGAAGAAGGGGAUAAAGGCUCACUGCCUAAUAAAGAGUCACCUGUUAAAGCAGAACAAUAACAACGAGACGAGUCCUCAGGCCAGUCCCAGAUCUACUCCUAAACUCAGUUUGGACUCGACCACCACGGCGUUAGAGGUCACGAAGAACGGAAAGCUGGAGGAGCAGAAACCUGUGAAGCCUGAGCCUUCAGGACAUCCUAGUCCCAGACUCGCUCAGGAGGAAAAAGAGAGUUCAAACGAUUCGUCCACAGCGUUUAUUCCUCCUGCUGAACCGACGGCCAAGAACGAAACGGCAUCUGAGGUCGUAUCAAAUCCAAGUCCUCUCGUCACAACCACAACCAACUCCGACGUUCCCAAGAUGCCUAUUUCCUCCAGGUGGUCCAAGAUAAAGAUUGUGACGAAGCAAGCUGGAGAUGAGUGUAUAACAGCUAUAGAGAUCGUCCCACCUGUGGAAGGAGCUCAGACACAUUCAAUCCCCAUCAGCCGUCCCAGGACCGUGGCAAGAAAGUUUGCAAGCAUUGCAAGAAGCCAAGUAAAGAGGAAAAGACAGAUGGCUGCCAGAGAAAAGAAAGUAACCAAGACGAUAUUUGCAAUCCUCCUGACUUUCAUCAUCACAUGGACGCCGUACAACGUCAUGGUGCUGAUAUCGACCUUCUGCCAGUCCUGCGUGCCGGACACGGUGUGGGCCAUCGGCUACUGGCUGUGUUACGUCAACUCCACCAUCAACCCGGCCUGUUACGCACUGUGCAACGCCACGUUCAAAAAGACCUUCAGAAAUCUCCUGCUGUGCCAGUAUAAAAACAUAGGUACAAGAUGAGAUGACGGUUUAAACCACGUGGAGAGCGGAGAACAACGCAGGGUGAAAGGAAAUAUUGGUCAAA